Nomascus leucogenys (northern white-cheeked gibbon) is the source of this 1266-nucleotide messenger RNA. The record is from RefSeq and is a predicted model, not a curated record. Lineage: Eukaryota; Metazoa; Chordata; Mammalia; Primates; Hylobatidae.
AUUGUUAACAGUGGGAACUGAGAGCCCCAGCUGCUCCAGGUUGGGGCCGUAGGGGCUCCCUAAGGAGGGGACACCAGGGCCCCAAUGUUUCACAGAGGGGCAGGGGCAGCGACCCCGGGCAGCACGGCCUCAGGCUGAAGCCCGAUCUGGCAUUUCCUUGUGCUCAUAAUGAGAAUAGUUCUCCAAUUAGCCAAGAUGAACCUCAUGGACAUCACCAAGAUCUUCUCCCUCCUGCAGCCCGACAAGGAGGAGGAGGACACCGACACAGAGGAGAAGCAGGCUCUCAAUCAAGCAGUGUAUGACAACGACUCCUAUACCUUGGACCAGCUUUUGCGCCAGGAGCGUUACAAACGUUUCAUCAACAGCAGGAGUGGCUGGGGCGUUCCUGGGACACCCUUGCGCUUGGCUGCUUCUUAUGGCCACUUGAGCUGUUUGCAAGUCCUCUUAGCCCAUGGUGCUGAUGUUGACAGCUUGGAUGUCAAGGCACAGACGCCACUUUUCACUGCUGUGAGUCAUGGCCAUCUGGACUGUGUACGUGUGCUUUUGGAAGCUGGUGCCUGUCCUGGUGGUAGCAUCUACAACAACUGUUCUCCCGUGCUCACAGCUGCCCGUGAUGGUGCUGUUGCUAUCCUGCAGGAGCUCCUAGGCCACGGUGCAGAGGCCAACGUCAAAGCUAAACUACCAGUCUGGGCAUCAAACAUAGCUUCAUGUUCUGGCCCCCUCUAUUUGGCCGCAGUCUACGGGCACCUGGACUGUUUCCGCCUGCUUUUGCUCCACGGGGCAGACCCUGACUACAACUGCACUGACCAGGGCCUAUUGGCUCGUGUCCCAAGACCCCGCACCCUCCUUGAAAUCUGCCUCCAUCAUAAUUGUGAGCCCGAAUACAUCCAGCUGUUAAUCGAUUUUGGUGCUAAUAUCUACCUUCCAUCUCUUUCCCUUGACCUGACCUCACAAGAUGAUAAAGGCAUUGCAUUGCUGCUACAGGCCCGAGCCACUCCACGGUCACUUCUAUCACAGGCCCGUUUAGUCAUCCGCAGAGCCCUGUGCCAGGCUGGCCAGCCACAAGCCAUCAACCAGCUGGAUAUUCCUCCCAUGUUGAUUAGCUAUCUAAAACACCAACUGUAAUCUUGCAGUCUCCCCAGGAACUUAGGAUGCCUCCAAAAACCACCUGGCGACUCAGGUAGCUAGAGGGCAUUACAGCCUCAUCCACUUACCUGGAGCUGCUUUCCUGUAUUAUCCUCCACAAUAAAAUUCUCCGGAAAAUAA